AUGUCAAAUCUACACAAUACUUCUACUACUUCGGAGGCUCUUACUAGCCUAGAUUUGAUUGAAGAGUUGACUCUACCUGAAAAUCCAACAAACGUUACACAAGACGAAUUUGAAAAGGCACGAUCCGACUCUAUUCCAGAGCUUAAUGAUGGGUUUUUGAUAAAUAUUAGUGAACACACGAAAUUGAUCCUACAAAAUUUGGAUGGUAAUAGGAGUGUAACUCGCACCAACAAAGAUAACAUCAAAAAAUCUCUUGACGAAAUUAAACGAAGUACGCAACAAUUGUACGACCAAGUAAAAACGAUAUUACGUCAUUCAAUCUCAUCAGCCGAAAAUAAAAUAGUUUCAUUAAUCAGGAACACUAUUAGGGAAGAGUUCUCUAAGUUAGCGGUACUACCACAAAAAAUUACCACUCAGCCACUGCAAGAUCUGGUCAAACCUUCUAUCAUUCCAUCAUCACUACCAUCCUACGCCAAAGUUGUUAAAUCGACAAAAUCUGCUGAGAAACAACCUAUACCGGUUACCAAGCCGGCCAUAAUAGUUAGCUCUAAACAGCAAGUCUCUUCCUCUAAAGAAACCGUAAACGCGUGGCGUAAUAGCAUUCAUUUCAAAAAAUACACCUUCAACCCCUCUGAAGUAAAGCUGGUGUCCAACCACAAAAUUAGGGUUGAGUUUGAUAAUCAAGAACAGCGUGACGAAAUCCUUAACGCCAUAAACCAUCCUGACAGCCUUGUUAACGCUGACAUAGCCAAGAAGCUCAAGCCUUUGGUAAUUCUAAAAGGCAUCUACAGGGACACACCUGUGAGUGAGCUUAAAGAAAUAAUUGUAAACCAAAAUCCAAAUAUAAAAAGCCUCAUUAAAUCACCCGACGACAUAACCUACCGAUUUACGCGAAAAAACAAAAACGAAAAUUUAUAUAACGCUGUGUUUAUGGUUACUCCCACAAUCUGGAGAUCAAUUGUGGAACUUCAAAGAAUAAACGUCGAUCACCAACGUGUACAUACUGAAGACUACCCAGCUUACCUCCAGUGCUAUAAGUGUAUGCAGUUUGGUCACACAAAGAAACACUGCACCGAAAAUACAACAAUUUGCUCCCAUUGCUCAUCAUCAGAACACUCGUAUAAAGACUGCCCGGUUAAAAAAGAUUCAACUAAAGUUGACUGCUAUAACUGUUCUUCGCAUUGUAACGUUCCUACAUAUGAAACGGUUACACAUAAAACCCAUCGCGAAUCUAUAAUUGACCUCACAAUGACAUCUGAUUCUCUAUCAAACAAAAUUUCCAACUGGAAAGUUGUACUAGACGCCGUCCCAUCAUCCAAUCAUAAUGCUAUCACUUUUGAUUUGUCUUUAAGUAACAAUUUGUUAAGCAAACCAAAAAAACUUUCAACAUUUAAAUACAAUACUCAGAAUAUAAAAUGGGAUGAAAUUACAGAACAGUUUAAAUGCGAGUUAGCCAAAUAUUUAGACCUCAAUAUUAAUGUAGAUAAUUUAAGCACCUCCCAGUUAGAUAAAUACAUUACAAAAUUAGUCACAGCAGUACAAAAGGUUAGCGACAAACUCUUUCCGAGAAAAUCGUCUAAAGUAACAAAUCGAGCACCUUGGUGGAACGAUAAAUUAGAAAAUCUCAAGCAAAAAGUUAUAAAAAAUCACCACAAAAUUCAACAAAUGAAACGCAGUAAAAAACCGUUAACCGAAUUGUUGCUAGAAAAAGAAAACUUAAGAAAUGAAUAUGCUCAAGCAAUUAGAAUUGCUUCAACUGAGCAUUUCAGGGAGUUCUGCAAUAAGCAGGGAAAGGAGGAUGUAUGGAGUAUAACCAAUCGGUUACUUAAGACCACACCUUUGAAGCAGCCUCCCUCAACUCUUAAAACAAGAGCGGGUAAAUACACAAAAACAACAUACGAAACUGCUGAAACGUUUUUAAAUGAAUAUUUUCCUGAUGAUGGACCCGAUACAUGCUUAAGGCACAUGCAGCUGCGUAAUUCUUUUAACGAAACACCCGACACGCCAGCAGAUGCUCCAUUUACUGUAGAAGAAGUGCUUGACAAGUCAAGCCUCUUAGAGUUAAAUAACCCAAACACCACGAACCCAUUAGCAGUAGCAAUACACCGCAACGUUACUAAUAUAGAAACAAGAAAUAAAUCAGUAAGAUUCAUCUGGACGAAAGCCCAUAAUGGUGUAACCGGGAAUGAAUUAGCGGACUCGGCAGCCAAAUCAGCAACGAACUUAAAGAAAGCCCCCGAUUAUUCCAAAUUUCCUAUCAGCUACAUAAAACAAAUACAUCUGGCGACCACCGGGCAGACCAGAUUGCAGCGGGCCAAGCACCAUUAUCUAAAGGCGAAACAGGCAGUGGACUCGUCCAGGAACCUCAGGAGGGAUAUCAAAGAGACCAUCCUGGGGUCCCUGGACGAGCUCAAGAAACUGAUUAUUGAGUCCGAAGCCGACCUGAAAGCCGAGAGGGCUCGUAAGGGUGCCGGGGGCUCCGUGAAGGGGGUCUCGACGACUAAGAACGCCGACACCACAUUUACGGUGCCCUCAGACUCCAGACUGAGCACCAAACUCGACGAGCACUCUCGGCUUCUCCUGGAGAGUAAUGAGCGGAUGAAGGCUCUCCAGGAGCAGUUCACUAGGUGCAGCAGGUCGGCCGAGGACCAACAGCGUAGUUACGCCUGCGUGGCUGCUGUGAGGCCGCAGCAGCCAGCGAGACCCGCUGCUCUCCACUCGGUGGUUGUCACCUCCAAGGACGAAGAGGACACAGGAGAGGAGGUCCUUGGAAAGGUGAGGAAAACCCUAAACGCGAAGGAGGGAUGGGUUAAGGUCGAGCGGGUCCGGAAGGCCAAAGACCGCAAGGUCGUCAUGGGCUUUAGCACUGCCGAGGACCGGAGAAAGGCCAAGGAGAGAUUCGCGAAGGAAGGGUCGGGCCUCAACGUCGAGGACGUCAAAAAUAGAGACCCGCUUCUGAUCCUUAGAGGUGUCCUAACAAUCAACACCGAUGGUGACAUUUUAAAGGCCCUAAGGAACCAGAAUCGGGACCUCUUUGACGGCCUCGGCCCUGGGGAUGACCGACUCGAGGUAAGAAUGGAGCGAGCCCACACAAAGGAGAUAGCAGAAAUAACAGCUAACCUUCCCACGGAAAUAGGGAACGCCCGCAAUGACAUCUCGGAGGCCAAGGAUAUAGCUAGGUCAAUUCGAGAAUGGCUGGGAUACGAGACCAGAGAACCUCACAGGAUCAUUGGAGAAAUAGGAAAUUCUAUAAAGGCUUUAGACAAAAAAUUGCAGGAUCUUUCCGACAGCUUCACCAGUCAAAUUAUUAAAAUAUCAGAAAAGAGAGCACCGGAGGAACGACAAAACCUUCUAAAGACUUUAGAAAUUGUCACAAGGCAGCUAGACGAACACCGGCGAGAACUCAAAGAAAUCAAAGACCAAACAACGCUCGUCCAAAAUAGCAGUACAAAAGCCAUAGAAAUUCUAACCACACAGUCUCCACCCCAAUAUGAAUGCAACGACAAACGGCAGUGGGAUGAUAUAAAGACUGAUAUUUUGCAGGAAAUUAAAAAUAUAAAAUACACACAAACGCAAGAUACAUUUGACAACUACCCCAGCUCCUUAACAUUAAACCUUAGUGAACAUCUACAGCCCCUCACCGAACGUCUGGAAGCAGUUUCGUCGGAACUAAAAACCAUACGUGAACUUCGGCAGAAAACGCCACCACCGGCGAUAAGCCUUAGUACGGAGCUUGCGCUGGCAGAGAUGGCCAAGAGUACCAAAUCAAUUCCGACAUAUGCUCAAAAAGUGAAAAAAAAGCCUGUAUUGAGGCCCAACCACACCUUGAUCGUUUCGUCGACGGAUCCCAACAAAACAGCGGGAAAAAAUAUAACACCUGAUAGCAUGGACCAAAUUUACACUCAAGAGGAACUGGAAACCAAAAUUACCGUCUAUACAGAAGCCAUCUUGGAUGCUUGUGAUAAAUCUAUUCCAAAAAAGGCGUAUGGAAGGCAAAAAGCAGGCCUCCUUGGUGGUCCAAAACCUUAG
Parnassius apollo (apollo) is the source of this 4029-nucleotide messenger RNA. The record is from the annotation of a GenBank genome assembly. Lineage: Eukaryota; Metazoa; Arthropoda; Insecta; Lepidoptera; Papilionidae.